UAUUGCCAUCACCAGCCAUGGAGUUGGAGUCCGAUCGAAUCAAGUGAUUUUAAAAAUUAGUUUAAAAAAACUUGUCGGAUCGAGCGGUCGCAACCGGGUUCCGCGGCGCGUACUUUCAAAACCCCUCCGAAAGUUACGGACUUCAGCGCUUUUUUCUAGACUCCUUCCUUCCCGCAAAUCAACCCUUCCCCUUCCAAUCGGCCAAGCAACGGCACCUGCAUCGCAACCCCCCGUAAACCUAACCAUAAAGCCAGACGGUUGUGCAAUCGAAGGUGUCUCCGGCUAUAUAAUCCACCUGUAUAAUGAUCCGAAACCGAAUCGGAAUGGAAAUGGCAGCACUGCCAGCUUUAAUAAUCGCCAUCGCCACCUGCCUGCUGAUGACCCCCGUCCACGGAACGCCACUGGAGUGGGACUUUGCCGUCACGCUGAGGACUCGGAUUCAGUUCAUGGACAGCAAUUGGCAGACGAUAGCCACCGCCGCCCAUCAGUUCGACGAGCUGUCCGCUCUGACCUUCGACGAGUCCGAGGAGCUGAUCUACUUUAACGACCUGAAGCACCAGAAUGGCAGCAUAUUCUCCCUGAAAAGGGAUCUCCUGGCCGCCUCCCAUGUGGUGGAGCAGACAAUUGCUCGCACAGCCAAUGAAACUGUGGGAGGAUUGGCCUACGAUCCACUGAACAUGAACCUCUUCUGGUCGGAUAAGGAGCACAAGAAGAUCUUCUUUGCCCCCAUUCAUGGUUCAGUGGCUCCCAAGGUCCUCGUAGAUCUGAGUGCCGAGGGAGGAUUACCCGAUGGCGUGGCCGUGGAUGUUUGCCGCCGGAAGCUCUACUGGACCAACUCGAACCACUCGCAUCCCUCAGUGGAACGCAUAAACCUCGAUGGCAGCAACCGGACCAUGAUUGUCAACUCCUCCAUUCACAUGCCCAAGGGCAUAGUGGUGGAUCAACUUUCGGAUCGUCUCUUCUGGAUCGACGACCUCGAUGGCAUCUACUUUUCGGUGGAGAGCACUAAGCUAGAUGGUUCCAAUCGUCAGUUGGUGUUGAAGGAUAAGAACCAGGAACCUCUGAAUCUAGCGGUAACCAACGAUGCCAUCUACUGGACCGACAAGACGACCAAGGCGGUUUGGCGGCAUCCCAAGGUGCCGGUGAUUAAGGUUACGACCACCACAAAGCCAGCUGAGGAGGAUGAGGAUACCACGGAUCAAACCAACUACGAUCCCGAGCCUGUUAUGGAAAUCAGUCCCCUCGUUCGCGUUGCUAAUCUCAGCGAGGAGGCGCGAGGCAUAGUGGUGCGCACUGGAUUCUACCAGCGGCUGCAGAAGGAUCACCACUGCGCCAGCAUUGUGCGCAAGGUGAAGGAGCGCCUGGACGAGCAGAGCAGCAAGAUGGAAAUACGCUCGCUGCUGGACCAAAAGAUGAAGAUUCUCGAAGACGAACGCUGCAUGAACGGCGGCGAAUACAAGCCGCUGACCGAUCUAUGCAUCUGUCCCACCGGCUUCAAGGGAUCGCGCUGCGAGAUCCGCGAGUGCCACAACUACUGCCUGCAUGGAACCUGCCAGAUGAGCGAGUUGGCCUACCCCAAGUGCUAUUGCCAGCCGGGAUUCACGGGCGACCACUGUGAGGUGAACCUGUGCUUGGGAUUGUGCUUGAACGGCGGUCACUGCAGGGUUUCCAAGGAUGAGAAAGAGCCGCCCAGCUGUGAGUGUCCCGCGCGGUUUGGCGGAGCUCGUUGCGAACAGAACUCCACCGAGAUCUGCUCGCUUUUCUGUCGACUGUUGAAACACGAACCGGAUACCUAUGUGCCCUUUGGCUGCCACAAUAUCUGCGAGGAACUGGCUCAGGCGAACAGCACCAACAUUGCCGUUCCGCAGUACACGCAUUUGGAGGUGUGCAUCACGCCCAAAGUCUGGACCAGCAGUGUGAUCAUCAUCCUGGUCGUGGGCAUCGUUUCCAGCCUGCUGCUCGUGGCCGUAAUUAUACACGGCAUCCGUCGCCUGUACAAACCCAAGCGGCCGAGGAUCAGGAAGACCUUUGUGGUGCGCAAGCAGGCCAGGACGAACUCGGCAGGAGACACGCCGCUGACCAACAGGCCACUGGCCACCGAGCAGUGCGAGAUUACGAUAGAGAACUGUUGUAAUAUGAACAUUUGCGAAACGCCCUGUUUCGAUCCCAAGCUGGUGGAGCAGACGCUGGCCAAGUCCAGCUGCAAGGAGGACAAGAAGAUACUCAUCCACAACAUGGAGGAUGAUCUGUACUAGGGUCUCUGUACCCCGAAAAACCAACUGAAACCUUGUGAUAGUCGUCGUCGUCGAGUGCGGAUUGGUAUUCGAGCUUGAAAAGCUGCUGCCCGCCCGGCCCUCGACCCCGUUAGCCGCCAAGGUGCUCACCCAGGCAACAAGCAACUAGAAAAACUAGAGAAACCAACCACCAACAUGCAACAAGCACUUAAACAACUUAAAGCUACCGAUGAGCCUGGAACACUUAACACUCGCCAAACAAGAAACCAACCAACAAACCAUUUACUUAAGCCGAAGCCACUUACAUUUCUGUGUACUUAGCGAUCCUGGGAGGCGUGCUUCGGUCUCGUUAAUUUAUUCGUAGGAUCAUUUUAUCAUCCCAGGAUUUAGGAUUUUUAGCUCAAAGCCUCAUCUAAAAUUUUACACUUAUUUUUGAAGUUUUCUUUCAAUUUUUAUUUGGUUUUUAUUUUGAAUUCGUCAUGUUGAUAUGAAAGCAAGUCGCGCGACUGACAUUAGCUUUAAAAAAAGAUUUACAAAAAGAAAACGGAAUACGCACGGAUACCAAGAGCCUGUAGAUCGUAAUAGACCAUUGUGAUUGUGAUUACUUACAUCUAAGCUGUUGUAAUUAACCCUUUCAAGUGAGUCAUUGUUCAAGUUCCUGCACCCCCUUGUUGUGAAAUCAAAGAAAAACAAUAGGUAAUCCCCCUAUCCCACUAAUACGCUAAAUCUUGCCUUUUCGGGUGAUCCCUUCCCGCUCUCCUCAUCCCCAUCGUGCACUACUUAAGAAACGUCAGAGAAAAAUACCCAAAAACAGUGGGGAAAACUCUUCAGAAAGACCGAGAGUUGUAAAUAUUAAUGCAUAGUUUAAUUUUAGUCGUAGUCCUUAAGAAAAGGGUUGAAUAAAGAAAAACUACAUGCAGUUGUAAAUG
Molecule: messenger RNA, 3163 nt
Organism: Drosophila takahashii
Lineage: Eukaryota; Metazoa; Arthropoda; Insecta; Diptera; Drosophilidae
Gene: cue
Product: Protein cueball
Biological process (GO): canonical Wnt signaling pathway
Molecular function (GO): Wnt-protein binding; Wnt receptor activity; calcium ion binding
Source: RefSeq, a predicted model, not a curated record